This is a messenger RNA of Betta splendens (Siamese fighting fish), 2170 nucleotides long. RefSeq names its product calponin 2 (gene cnn2). NCBI's taxonomy places the organism in Eukaryota, Metazoa, Chordata, Actinopteri, Anabantiformes, Osphronemidae. Gene Ontology annotation, molecular function: actin binding. The transcript has 7 exons. The record is from RefSeq and is a predicted model, not a curated record. Bases 192 to 1145 code for a protein of 317 amino acids. Gene Ontology annotation, biological process: actomyosin structure organization.
UCUUGAAUCAACGCUCUUUGGCAGAAACCGUGGGAGCGCUCUAAUUGGCGGCCGUAAAAGAGAAAGGAAGUAUUUAGUUCCUUGCGAGGUUUCAUUGGAAGAGAAAGUCGCAGAUCGUUGAAGCGCAGUUUUUUAUUUUUAGUCAGUACAGGUUUUUAAUACAACAAUAGCAAAAUCUCGGCUUUUUGACAAUGGCUUCUUUCAACAAGGGUCCUGCCUACGGGUUAUCGGCUGAAGUGAAAAACAAGAUUGCACAGAAGUACGACCCUCAGAAGGAGGACGAGCUAAGGAUCUGGAUCGAAGACAUCACUGGUCAUUCCAUCGGCCCCGACUUCCAGAAAGGCCUGAAGAAUGGAGUCAUCCUGUGCGAACUCAUCAACAGGCUGCAACCAGGCUCUGUGAGGAAGAUCAACCAGUCGUCGCUGAACUGGCAUCAGCUGGAGAACCUCACGAACUUCAUCAAGGCCAUCACAGCGUACGGCCUGAAGCCUCAUGACAUCUUUGAAGCCAACGACCUGUUUGAAAGUGGCAACAUGACGCAGGUCCAGACCACGCUGCUAGCCCUGGCCAGCAUGGCCAAAACCAAGGGCUGCCAGUCACGCGUGGACAUCGGGGUGAAGUACUCUGACAAGCAGGCGAGGAUGUUUGAUGACGAGAAGAUGAAGGCAGGACAGUGUGUCAUUGGUCUACAGAUGGGAACCAACAAAUGUGCCAGUCAGGCAGGCAUGAAUGCCUACGGCACAAGGAGGCACCUUUAUGACCCUAAAGUUCAAAUCCAGCCACCAAUGGACAACACAACCAUCAGUCUGCAAAUGGGAACCAACAAGGGCGCGAGCCAGGCUGGGAUGACUGCUCCCGGGACGAGGCGUGCCAUCUACGACCAGAAGCUCGGCACCGACAAGUGCGACAACAGCACCAUGUCCCUGCAGAUGGGCUACAACCAGGGAGCCAACCAGAGCGGCCAGAACUUCGGCCUGGGGCGGCAGAUCUACGACGCCAAGUACUGUCCUAAAUCUGGAGAGGUCGAGGACGAGCAUAACGGGGCAGGUGGCAACCAAGACUACAUCCCAGAUUACCAAGACGAGGGUUAUCAAGGCUACCAGGAAGAGGAGCAGGCGUACCAUGGGGACGGGACGGAUUACUAGGAAGGAAGGAAGGAAGGAUCUGCAGGAAGAUCUCAGCAGAAGCGUUUUUAUUUUCAUAGGAUGUUGCACCUUUUUAGGUCUUGUCCUUUUUUAGUAUUGUAUGAAAUUGUUCUCUUAUUUGUACAAAACCAUUGUUACACAUAUCAUGAUGGGUUGUAUGUCUGUGAUUUUAGCCUUUUUUUAUUUUUUGUUUAAAUAUUUAAAGAGACCAUAAAAGCUCAUCUUUUUGGCUUAGUUUUUUAAUUUAGUGUGCCAAAGGCCCAUUAUUACUUGUUCUUCUGUGGACUUUUGCGGACUCAUUACUUUCAUUUUAAGGGACAUCCCCACGUUUUUUAAGGGCAACAUGCAACUAAAAGUGAAACAUUAGCGUGUUCUGAGAAAGUGUCAGCCCCACGUGUUUCUGAAACGUCUGUAUCAUCUGUGUAAAUGAAAUGAAUUAGUCCUGUCAAUGAAAAUGUACAUUUGUACGUGUUACUGCUUCAGCGUUGUCUUCAUCUCUUCAGUAUUGGUCAACCACACAGUAGUAGAGCAGCUUCGGUCAUUCAGACCGAUGAGGGAACAAAAUGGAUUCUUUAGAACAAAUCCUUUCUAUCUCUUUCUUCCAUCUUUCCUCCAGCUCAUUUCUACACUCUUUCUUUAAUGGACGAAAUAUUUCCUUUGUUUGCAUAACCAGUCCAGCUGGAAUUAAGCGUGUUUUGUUUGGACGAAAGACUGUGCAGUGGAGGAGUGGAUAAAACCAUAUUCAAGUGAAGUUUUGAACAUUCCAAGCAAGAAUACUGGAUUCUCUUUUAUUUGAGUAGCGAUUGGUUGAUAUGUGAACCUAUUCUAUGAUUAUAUUUAAUCAUUUAAGAAUAUUAUUUAUGCAUAUUUGUGAUUUGAAUAGGGGCUGUUUUAUACCCUGACUCUGAGUAACAUUUAAAAUUAGACUCUAGUUUUCUUCUUAAAUAAUUUUUAUACCAAUGGAAAAAAUUUUCAAAAGUAUGUUGUUAUUGUGAAUACGGUGUAAUAAAGAUGUGUAUUCAUUA